Messenger RNA from Mollisia scopiformis, 2058 nucleotides. RefSeq lists its product as uncharacterized. The record is from RefSeq and is a predicted model, not a curated record. The transcript has a single exon. NCBI's taxonomy places the organism in Eukaryota, Fungi, Ascomycota, Leotiomycetes, Helotiales, Mollisiaceae. Bases 1 to 2058 code for a protein of 685 amino acids.
AUGAAGAUCAAUUGCUGUAUCGCAGCGGCCAUCUUGGCCUACUGCGCUGCUGCUGCUGCUGCUGCCAGCCCAAACCCGACCAGCACAAUGACAUCAGCUUCUCUUCCUUCAGAACCAGUCUCGCUCUUCGUUUUUCCAGAUGGAGCCAUCAAAUCAAAAACUCCAGGAAGUUCGAACACAGCAUCCAAGAACCCUGGAAAUCUCGAGGAUUUCCCCACCAUUCGCGAAGACUUCUCUCUGAACCACCACAAGAAUGGCACUCACAGAUCUGGCUAUCGUCCCGGUUAUCGUCCCGGUGGUCAUGGUCCAGUCGUUCAUCCUCAUCAUGGAAAAGAUCACAAGAACGAAACAUUGAGCAAGGAGCAUCAUCUUGAUGCCAGGGCCCUUGACCACAAGCAUGGCAAGAACAGCACAAUUAAUCAUUACCGUCCAAUCUUUAGGCCAAUGGGACAUGGUGGUUACGGUCCUGUCAUGCUACCUCCACACCCAGUUGCGAAACAUAAUGCUUCUCAUGGAAUGCAUUCUCACCCAGCAGCAAAGCACAAUACUACAAUUGGAAAGCAAUCUCAUCACGGAGCCAAGCAUAACUUCACCCUCGGAAUGCACUCUCACCCAGUAGCCAAGCACAACACUACACUCGAAAAGCAACAUGCGCAUAUAGAGAACUGGAAGAACAAGAUCAUCUCGGACUUCAAGAAAGGAAAUCUCAGUGUAGUUGAAAUGCUGAAAGCUCUCCACGUGCUCCAUGGAAGCCAGCCAGCCAACAUUACCAGCCCAGCUACCUUGAACACCACCAGUGCAGCACCUCAGACCGAGGACGAAGCCAUCAUGUCGUACUUCAUCAGCUCGAGCGAGGACGCGCAACCCGGAAACUGCAGCAUGAGGAAGGCAAUCGAAGCACGCAAAAUUAUCCACAACCACGAUCAAGACCACACCAUUGUCGACGACUGCAAGAUCACUUCUGCCGAGAAGACGUCCAAGGAGGCUAGCUCCAUCAUCUCCAAGACAAAGACGGAGAUCACGAAUGUCCACUCGGACAAAACGUCUAACAAGCACAAGACGCUGGCUGAUGCGUCCGAUGAGAUCAAUGGUAUGGUCGACUUGCCACCUCAGCUGGUGGACUACUACCUCGACCAAUUGGCAAAAAUGAAUGCUAGCAACGCCAACACGUUCAACAACACCACUGGUGGAAAGACCACCCUGAAGACGUAUACCAAGACUGAUCCUAAGGAAGGAACGGGGUCUUCGGACACGAACUAUCGCUCUAUCAACGUGACUUCAGUCAACAGACAUGAGGAGCUUGAAAUGGACGGCCAUGUGCCAAUCAGCGUUAACUCUAAGGCUUACAACGAGACACCAGCGCUAAGCUCGUCAUCGUUGCUCAGCUCUAUCGAGCACAGCUCUGUCGCCACCAGCUUGGACGUCAAGCUUACGCCAACUGUUCACUCGAGCAUUGAGCCUGCUAUAACGCAUGAAGCCAGUACAACGUCUUUCAGCAAGUCCUCCAUCAGCUUGGAGCACUCAUCCACUCCUUCCCCAACGACCUUCUCAUCAGUCACAACUUCUACCCCAGACGCAACUGCAGAGGCCAAUAAAAAACUUGCUUCCGUCCUCGCAUCCCGCCUUCGAGCAAUCAGCGUCCACACCACCACCGACUCCCCCAAGGAGACUACCCAACCCUCCACCUCCACCUCGGAACAGGAGAACGACAACCAGCCCACAGCCACCAGCACCAACGAAGAAGAAACCCCCAUCCAAACCCCAAAGCCCUCCACCGACGCCAAGAAAAAGCUCGCCUCACUCCUCAGACCCAAGUUUGGCGGCCAAACCUCCACUGACUCUGCCUCUGCCAAGAAGACAACUUCUCCAGAAGAGACCAGCAAUGGAGGAGAGACAACCCAGCCCGAGAGGCGUGGCCAAAAAGCAUACAUCAACGAGGUCGCAAGGCUGAGCAAGGUGCAUAUGGAUGCCACUUCUGCUUGCAAGUCGAAUGUGACUUGUGUUGCUGAGUCGAAUCAGAAUUAUGCGCUUGCGCUUUCGGAGGUGAAGUAUCAUUAG